AUGUAUCAAAUCCGAUCCAGUUGGUAUGGAAAAGAUACUCCAAAACAAGUAUUCGAAAUGAAAAAGGCACCUAGCGUAACCGAAAGUAUAGGAGAAGAGUUGACGUCUAACCCGGCAAAGUGUCAUGACCAUAAGAAAACAAAAUCGUCCGUAACCAGGUCCAACCAAGAAAAGAAGUUAAAAAAUACGUUUGGCUGGGCCAGAACUGAUGUUAUAUUUAUGUUAAUAUGUUGUGUGUUUUUAGCUUCGUUAAGUUUUUCUAUUUUUAUUGAAGCAUUUCAGACAUUGGUUCAUAUCGACCAUCAUGACGAGAUGCAUCAUUCCAUAUCGGUUUUAUGUUUAGGAGCAUGUGGCUUAUUACUCAACGGAGUAUGCUACCUGUUGAUUGGUGGAUAUACAUUCCACCAAGGAAGUUUUCUCUAUGUAACAGAAAGCGGAAAUGUAGUUUUAAGUAAAAUAGUAGUUGACCAGUCUUUGCAGCAAGGUGCAAGACGAUUAUCAAGAAGCAAAACUAUCCAUCCUAUGAUCGCAAAUCAAAAACAAAGGCAAGGAUUUUGGGAAAUGACCAGAGAUGUAAACGUGAAAGAAAGCUGCCUGAUUCUUCUACAGACUAUGCCUGACACGAUAGAUAUCGACACACUGAAGAUUCAAUUACUUAAUCAUUUUCCAGAUAUUGUAAAUAUCCAUGAUUUUCAUAUAUGGCAACUUACUGCCAAUAAAGUUUAUAAACAACUUAUAGAAGAAGUAAAAGAAUUCUUUAACGAUUACGGCAUAACUCAAGUAACAAUACAACCCGAAUUCUUUAAAAAGAAUGCCAGUAUGGAUAGUUUGAAUUCGAAAUAUGCUCCCAACUGUUUAGUAGCAUGUCUUGAAGAUGGAUGCAAAGAAAAUCACUGUUGUCCAAAUUACAAAGACAAGAGUAUCACGAAGUCACACUCAAAAGAAGUAAUACCGGGAAGCACUACACCUGACCUAAAAUCCGUCCGGAUUUUAAACGACGAGCUGGCUCACCUUCAUGACGGCAGUGCCAGUAGUUUGAAUUCAAAUCUUCCAUCUGAAAACAUACAAUUGACUCCAGUCCAUAAUUGUGUUUCCAGUGUAACCUCAACACCACAACUUCAGAAACAACAAGAAACUACAACCUCCUCCUCCGAUUCGCUUAGCGCAUUAAAUAACGAAUCACCGUCAGAAAGUGAGAAUAAAGUGGCGAUUACAACGAACAUACCUUUAGAAAUAGCAAAUGAAGACACUGGUGAUAAUUUAACCAAAGAUAAUAAUAGUAAAAUAAUUUGUAAUCACGUAAACUCUAGAGAAGAACAAACAGGAGCAAAUAGCGAAAUAAAGGAAGUAAUAAAUGAUAUUAACACAGUUGACUAAAAUUAUAGUAAUAUUAAAUGUAAAAUGUUAAAUGUAUAUAUUUAUGUUUUUAUAUCAUAAGUUGCAAAGUUUUAAGAAUAGUAAGAGGUGAAUACCAAGUUCCUGGGUUAAAUAUGCUGAAGAUAUUUUAAGACAAAACUGGAAAAUUAUAAUAAAAAAAUGCAAUAAGCAAAAUGUAAUUAGAAUUUAAUAAUAUUAUAUUACAUAACAAAAGUAGAAAAUAAAAUAAUUUGUAGGUAAGUCAAAUGAAAAUUCAAACUUAAUACUGUUUGAGUAUCACUUUGUUGUAUAGUUCAGUAGAUACGCGAUUCGAGCUACACGCUAGUGAGACAGUUUUCAAAUAAACUCCAAAGUGAAUCUUUUGAACUAGAAUUCGCUAGUAAAUCGAAUUGGCCGACGUAUGAGUUGUAUGAUGAUAGUGUUGCUUUCUGCACAUGCGAUGGCCUCUAUUAUAAU
Diabrotica balteata is the source of this 1833-nucleotide messenger RNA. The record is from the annotation of a GenBank genome assembly. Lineage: Eukaryota; Metazoa; Arthropoda; Insecta; Coleoptera; Chrysomelidae.